This is a messenger RNA of Jaminaea rosea, 1427 nucleotides long. RefSeq lists its product as hypothetical. The coding region runs from base 77 to 1069 and encodes 330 amino acids. The record is from RefSeq and is a predicted model, not a curated record. The transcript has 2 exons. Lineage: Eukaryota; Fungi; Basidiomycota; Exobasidiomycetes; Microstromatales.
CUCACCAUCAAUCUAACCUCACACAACCUCGAGCCUUGAAUACACACCCUCGCUACCCACCUCGCCGCCGGCCAGCAUGAGCGCUGAGCAACAUCUCGACUCCCUAGACGAGGUUGCGUCGUCGUCCUCGUCUUCCCUCCUCGUCGCCCGUCGUCCCCCAUGGACGUCUCCUGGCUGGCGUCCACCCACCGAGGACACCCUUCAGCCCGGCUCCUCAUCAUCAUGGAUCGGCGGAGGUCCCAUCGGCGGCGUGCCAGAGCGCAAUCGUCCUGCCACACCAGCAGAGCUAAGCGCUCUAGGCUCACAGGUGUGGAGCAAGGCGGGCGGGUACCCGGUCGAGGGAUUGGAGAAGGCUAAGCUGGGCGGCGGCGAGUCCAGCUCGCAUGGCUCUUCAUCAUGGUCGCCCUCGACGUCUCCCGGCGAAGGCAGCAGCAGCAGCGGUAGCUCAGAAAAUUCCUCGAUGAUCGAUCCGAACCAGUACGACCUCUCUCGGACUCGCGCUUUCACUUGCAGAGCCCUGAGUGAGUGCGAGCCAUGCCCUCCUCAGACUAGAGGGCAUCCUUUCUGUAGGCCAUACGGAAAUCGCAGAAUGGUGGCUUGUCGGGCUGUAUACGAUGGGGUGAGCGCAGUGGGAGGUGGUACGAGCGGGACCGGCUUGAGCAGGCGUGAGGAACAAGAUGACUUCACAAAGAUGAUGAGGGACCCCGGCGGGGCCGAAGGAAUACAGGUAAUCUCGGCAGCCUCCGGUCUCAGAGCACCACCGGGGCAGCAGCAGAACAAUCUUCCACAGCUUCCAAGCGACGUCGAUCUCAUAGGCUGGGAAGCGUGCGGUAAAGUCGUACGCAACGAGACGCGCGACUACCUCGAGUUCGUUAUGAUCCUCGUCCUUCUCGCCCUCUUCUCUCUGCAAAUGCUCAUAAGGCGCAACCGUCAGCUGUGGGAGAAGGUUCACUUCGAAGGGAGCCCGUCGUCCGAUAAUGGCGCUGGAGAAGGAGGGUCAGGCAGGCUUCGUACAGGGGAUGGGCAGAGGAGGGCUAGGAGGACGAAGGCGGUUAGGAGGGCUAGAUGAGCGGGGCCAGCGGCCCAGUGGGGGAAAUGGGUGCAGAUGUAGUUGGUGAAAGAACGGGAGGGCAGAGGUGCGUAGAGGUUGUCAAGCAGCGUCGCAAGGUCACAAAUACCCUUCAACAUCCAUAGAUCAACCUGCUCAGGGAGCGCUCAUCGUGCGUACCGAGUCGCAGUCCACUGUCUGCCCCUCUUCAGAUUUCGUCAAAUCCCGUUUUCGCCGCAGGGCCAUGCCAGUGGACUGUCCGUUGCUGCUGUGAUUGGGCUAUAUUGAAUCCUGCGCCAACAGUCGUGAUGCAAGGCUCCCAGCCCCAUAGGCCAUGCUACUGCCUCUACAUCACCCGCAUUGCUCGCUGUAUCCCCCC